Molecule: messenger RNA, 1399 nt
Organism: Eurytemora carolleeae
Lineage: Eukaryota; Metazoa; Arthropoda; Copepoda; Calanoida; Temoridae
Product: ras-related protein Rab-32
Exons: 12
Coding region: 482-1108 (208 amino acids)
Biological process (GO): vesicle-mediated transport
Cellular component (GO): trans-Golgi network; vesicle; Golgi apparatus
Molecular function (GO): GTP binding; GTPase activity
Source: RefSeq, a predicted model, not a curated record
GUCAGCUAAAAAACAAUGUUAAAGCGUAGGCCAGUAAAGUGCAUUAAAGCUCCGCCCAUUUAAGUAGAGUGCAAAGCAGCAAAGCCAGUAAUAAUCAUAAUUCUUGCUCUAUCAUCAAAACAUUAGACAAAGAAGCGAAGAUAUGCUGUGUAAAAGUUCGGAUUUCAUUGUGAAACAGGUAUUCGAUCGCACGACAUCUGGGCAAAUGAAGCCAACAUAAAGGUUUCUGUGGCUGAUAUUGAAGAUACUACAAAGGAAAAGAAACAAAAGAACAUUUUGAACUUUUUCAGUUUUUCAGGAAAAAAAAGGAAAACAAUAUUCUAGACGCUGUUUCAAGAGUAGAAUUACAAGAUACAGCAUCUGAUUCAUUAUCAGAAAGAGCAGUUUAAUAAGUUUUUAAAUCCACUAUCAGCAUCAAAGUAGCAUCAGCAUCAGAAGAAACAAACUUAGCAUUAGCUUUAGUGCCUUCAACGUCGUAAAAAUGAGUUCCAGGGAUGAUUAUAUCUUCAAAGUUCUGGUCAUAGGAGAAGUUGGAAGUGGAAAAACAAGUAUAAUUAAACGAUAUGUUCAUCAGUUCUUCUCUCAACAUUACAGAGCUACCAUAGGAGUAGAUUUUGCACUCAAGACGGUUAACCUAGACAAAGAUACUGUGGUUAGGUUGCAACUCUGGGAUAUAGCAGGUCAGGAAAGGUUUGGUAACAUGACGAGGGUAUACUACAGGGAUGCAGCCGCGGCAUUUAUCGUCUUCGAUCUGUCCAGGGUGGCAACACUAGAGGCUGCUGUCAAAUGGAAACUAGAUCUUGACCAAAAGGUUUUAUCCGGUGAUGGUAGACCUGUUCCAGCAAUUUUACUCGGGAAUAAGUGUGAUCUACCAAGAGAGCCUGAGAUGCCAACUGAUGAAGAAAUAUCUGAGUUCUGCAAAAAACAUGGGUUUGCAGGUUGGUCCCUGGUGUCUGCUAAGGAGGGGAACGGAAUUGAUGAAGCUGGUUUAAGUUUAGUUCAGCAACUAGUAUCACGAGAAGAAAGGUCUGAUAACAGAUUAGCCAGUCCAAUAUUCCUACACAACUCAGAUAGAAAACCUGAUAAGAAAACAUGCUUCUGUGGAUGAACCUUCCCCCCCCCCCUGUGGAUGAACCCCCCCCCCCCCCUGUGGAUGAACCUCCCCCCUUUCUAUUUCAAUAUUUUUCUUAACUUAUUUUUAUAUACAGGGUUACCUGCACAAAACAUUAGUCUUUAUUGAGUCUUUCCCUCUGUCCAUCCGAAGGAUAUCUUUGAUCUUACAUCCAGCUAGGAAUCCAUGAAUAAAGGAAAAAAGACUGAUUAUAAUCUGUACAGUCGUUUCUAAAGUCUCGUCCUUUGUGAGUUCCUCAAAAAGUUAAUAAAUCGGUACCAUCUUAAA